UUGCUUAUUGGAGAGACAUUUAUUAAUACAGAAAAAAUUACAAAAAGAGGGAAAAUAGCACAAUGAACCGAACUUUUUCUUUAGCAGAAGUCUACAGCAAGGUAAGCUGUUUCAGCGCGAUGACUGUGAAGCAUGUGGAUCGUUGCAAAUAUGUAACUGCCGCAGCGGACUGCAAACAGGCCAUGAAUCUCAUAAGAUACUACAGGAUCAUGUACUGCGCAAUGAAUGUCGAUGACAGAAGCUCGGAGAUGCUUGUAAUUGUCAUUUACGCUACAAUAGUAUUCUUCCUCAUACUGUGGAUCCUUAUACUGGAGAAGUACUUCACUCAUAUAGUCAAGAUCAUUACCAUCAAGUUGAAUUUUAACGAAUAUUUAGCUGGCAUCGUCUUGGUUGCCUUCUGCAACGCAGCGCCCGAGAUGUUGACAAAUCUCAUGCCCAUGCGCAGCCUGUCACCGGUCUAUUCUACAAACAUGAGCAGCGGCCUAUCCAUCCUUUUGUUGUCCGGCGGUACCAUUUGCUAUCUUAGAUCAUUUCAGAUUAACAAGGCGUGCGCGAUACGCGAUAUUCUCUUUCUAAUCUUGUGCAGCGAGUUACUGAUUUACUGUAUAGUUUCAGAUGAAUUCGCGUCAUUAACGGAAGCUUGCAUUCUUGUAUCAAUGUUUUUCAUAUAUGUGAUCAUUAAUGUAAUCGAUCUAAAACUGGCGCGUCUUUACAUGCAGAAAGUGAAAGAAAAGAUUGCCGAAAUGAAAACCAGGGAUUUGACAAUCAGUGAUCAUGAGGAACUGAGUGACCUUGAGCUAAAAUUGUCUGCCCUAGAGAUAGACACAAUGAUGGGGCUGCACAACUACCGGCAUACCUAUUACUACGAUAAUAUGAUUCGCAAGAGCUCUUUGCGCAGGUCCACCAUUCGGCGUUCUACACUUGGAUUCGGACGUGUCUCCAGGGUGAUUCCGCAAGAAAGAGGCAUUGAUAAGGCUAGCACACGCGACAUACUCCAUAAUCCGGACAAUCCCAAGAACAUGUUCAUAUUCAGUGAAUUCCGUGAGGCACUGUGGCCCGUCGAUAGAGAGCAAUGGCGCCUGAAAGGCUGGUGCGGGCGUGGCAUUCUGUUAAUACUCGCCCCUUUAUAUCUCCUCAGCGUUAUCAUAAUACCAAAUCCAGACUAUACGGCCGAUAAGCACGGUUGGAGCAAGUUACUCAACUGCAUUCAAUUAAUAAUCAGUCCAUUUAUUUGUACUCCAUUUAUUUGUACGUUGCUUAUUAAUGCUCUUGUUCUAAAGUCCUAUGAUGAUUACUCUAUGAAAUUUGACUUUACCUAUGCCUUAUAUUCGUUUGCGAUUACUGUACCUUUGGCAAUUGCUGUGUUUCUGCACUCUCGCACAGAUAAGCCGCCCCCUUAUCAUUUCAUCUUUGCUGUAAUUGGCUUCAGCACUACACUCAUCUUAAUGAUGCUCUGUGUUAGUGAGCUGGGGGUGCUGUUCGCAAUCAUUGGCCUGUCCUUUAACCUGUCGGAGGACUUUGUAGCGAUCAGCAUUCGUGUGCUUGCCACGACCGUGGGCGAUGUAAUUGUGAAUACAUCGCUCGCCAAACAGGGCUACGAGCGAAUGGCAUUUGCUGCAACUUUCGCUCAUCCCAUUUUAGAGUUGACAGUGGGUAUGGGUGUGAUCUUCUUACUGAAUGGUCAUGUUCGUGUGAAGGGCUCGGCCAACUGGAUGGUCGGCAUGCAUGGAUAUAUAACACACGUUUUCUAUAUGAUUGCCGUAUUUUCGUACCUGGCCUGGGGCUUGAUUUACAACUUCUUCACGCGUCGUUCGAUUGGAAUAUACUCAUAUAUCAUAUACGCUUUGUACUGUCUCUAUAUAUUUUUAGCUGAAUUUGAAGUCAUCUACGAUAUUACGUAUUUGUCUUCAUACAUUGAGCCAAAAUAA
This is a messenger RNA of Drosophila navojoa, 1928 nucleotides long. RefSeq names its product mitochondrial sodium/calcium exchanger protein. Gene Ontology annotation, cellular component: membrane. NCBI's taxonomy places the organism in Eukaryota, Metazoa, Arthropoda, Insecta, Diptera, Drosophilidae. Gene Ontology annotation, biological process: monoatomic cation transport; intracellular calcium ion homeostasis; transmembrane transport. The record is from RefSeq and is a predicted model, not a curated record. Gene Ontology annotation, molecular function: calcium:sodium antiporter activity.